GUACUGCUCUAAAUUUAGCUGCAACCAACUUGUCAUUAAGUCCAAAAAGCUCCCCCACAGCAUGAUGCUUCCACCACCAUGGUGUGCUUUAAGAUGAAAAAUGCAGUGUUUUGUUCUUUUUUUUUCUCAUAAAGACAAAUAUUUUAAAGUUUGAUACCUUCGUCUGUCUGUGUUCUCUACAUGUGUGAUUGCAAAGGUUAUCCAGGAAUUCAGGUGAUUUUUUAUUUUAUUUUUUUUAGGUUUACGGGUUAUGAGUUCUACAUGGUGCUCAUGUCCUUUCGAGGUAGCAGGGGACUUGAGAUGGAGGGUGCACCCUGGACAGGGUGCCUUUCUAUCACAGGGCAACAAUAGAGACAAACAGGAUAAACUACUGUGUAUUCACAAAUGCACUCAUAAGGCCAAUUUAGAGACAAGAUACCUAACAUUCAUGUGAUGACUGGGUUGGGGAGGGAACUCAGGCAUGCACCAGGAAAGCACGCAAACUCCAUGCAUGCAGGCAGCAACUGGAAUUUGAAUCUCGACUUCCUUGCUGUGAAGCAAAAGCCCUAACAACUGCGUGACUCUUCAGUGGAGAAUCAUUUGUUUUAGAAAAGGAAAUAAAGUUGUCGUUUUGAAGGGAACUCGUUCUGCAAUACAAACCAUAAUGCCUGUUGCAGAUGUUCUCUUUCCAUCCCAUAAUACUUUCUUGUGUUCUCAUUCAGCUCCUUUGUUGUACGAUCUAUUGCGUAUUAUUAGUUGAGUGAACUUGUUUCCAACCGGGAUUUUAUGACGUUCUUUUGUGGCAGAAACCGAAUUUUGUUUCCGAUGGAAACAUGAAAGGUUUCCGUCGUGUAAUUCUCACCUUAACGGUUUGCACACACACAGAGAAACACCUCAGAGUGAUUAAUCCACCUCAGGGUUACAGUCAAACCGUACAUUUAAAUGGUGUUCCUCUCAAUCCAGCCAGCAAAUUUCUGCUACUGUUUUAAUGGUCUUGCUAACUUCAACCUGGCCACCUUGAUUCCUUUUAUCUUGCCCUUUUUCUUAAAGAAAAAAAAUAAAUAAAAAUAGACGGAGAAUAUCAAAGAAAACCUGCUUUUCUCACAUUUUAAAAAUUAUACAAAAUUGUUUCGACACAGCUGAUUCUGGAGAAAUGGUUUGAGAAGUAAUGGGUUUUAUAAACCUUUAAAAUUUGCCUCGCCUCACCUGACCUUAGCUUAACAUAAAUGUAAACACGCUGCAGCAUUCAGAAUCUCGUUAAGGACGGAUAUGUCAGGGCUCCUUUUCCAUCUCUUUCACAGAGAUGAUUUCCUUUCUGUAUUUGUUCACUGUCCGUUUUAAAUUCCAAACUAUUUUUAAGUGUUCUUUGAAUAAAAGUAUAAAUUUAGCUCUAAAUGUCAUUAAAAAAACAAACAAACAAUUAUUUAUGUACAAAAUGUGUGUUUCAGUGAUUUUGACAUUCAAAUAUCCAAAUGUGUGAAUUAUUUAAUUACACAUAAGUAUUUUUUUUCCCCCAUUCAUGUAAUUGGAACUACCUUCUGACUGGUUUCGUUUGGCACUGCGCAACAUUCAUCCAUUUAUUUCCCAGGUUUUUUGUGGCGGGCCAUCUCGCUCAUCAGUCAUUCAGCAGCUUAUCAAAUAAAGCAUGACAGCUGCAAGUAGAACACAAGAUUAUGUGGGUGUUAAUCUAAGAGGCAUUACUCUGGUUCCUCCACCUCCUGCCAUUUAAGAGCUCAGAUUUUCUUAUGUAACAGCAGGAGCCGYGUCUAGGCUGAGAGUAAAACUGUUUUGUCUAGGUCUGAAGUGUGUGUGCCCGCUGUGCGCCAACUACACCUGUGAGACGACCGCAGACGGAGCCUGCUGGAACUCUGUGAUGCUGAUUGACGGGAAGGAGGAGACGGUCAAAUCCUGCAUGUCCCCCUCCCAGAUGAAGGGUCAGGUUUUCUGCUACAGCUCCAAAAACGUCUCCAAGAGGAACUGUUGCUUCACCGACUUCUGCAACAAUGAGACCCUGCACCUGCACCGAGAGAGGCCUUCAGAGGAGCCGGGCUGGAGUAGACUGCAGCUCAUGGUGGUGAUCCUGGUGCCCUCCUGCUUGCUGUGUGUGGGGAUCCUGCUGGGGGUGUGUGUCGUGCAGGGACACCGUUGUGCCUACGGCAGAGCCCAUAAGCAAGACCCCGAGGACCCCCUGGAUGAUCAGAUGCUUAUGUCUCCUGAUAAAUGCCUCAAAGAUCUGAUUUAUGACAUGAGCACAUCUGGCUCAGGGUCAGGUCUACCACUACUGGUCCAGAGGACUAUAGCUCGGACCAUCGUCCUGCAGGAGACCAUUGGGAAAGGUCGCUUUGGUGAGGUCUGGCGUGGCAAGUGGCAGGGGGAGGAUGUAGCUGUGAAGAUUUUCUCCUCCCGGGACGAGAGGUCCUGGUUCCGGGAAGCAGAAAUUUAUCAAACUAUCAUGCUCAGGCAUGAAAAUAUUCUCGGCUUCAUUGCUGCUGAUAACAAAGAUAACGGCUCGUGGACCCAGCUCUGGUUGGUGUCAGAGUACCAUGAGCACGGCUCCCUGUAUGACUACCUGAACAGGUACACGGUCUCUUUGGAGGGCAUGGUUGUUUUGGCUUUGUCUGUAGCCAGUGGACUGGCACACCUUCACAUGGAAAUCAUUGGCACACAAGGAAAGCCCGCGAUCGCUCACAGAGAUCUAAAGUCCAAAAAUGUCCUUGUGAAGAGGAAUGGAACGGCAGUCAUCGCAGAUUUGGGCUUAGCUGUUAAACAUGAUUCCAGCACAAACACCAUAGACAUAGCAUCUAACCACAGAGUGGGAACUAAGAGGUACAUGGCUCCAGAGAUCCUGGAUGAGUCAGUCAAUACGAACAACUUUGAGUCAUUUAAGAGAGCCGACAUCUAUUCGCUUGGCCUGGUGUUCUGGGAAUUAGCCAGAAGAUGCUCUGUAAGAGGACUUCAUGAAGAUUUUCAACUGCCUUACUACGACAUGGUGCCUUCAGAUCCAUCCAUUGAGGACAUGAAAAAAGUUGUAUGUGAUCAGAAACUCAGACCAAACAUUCCCAAUCAGUGGCAGAGUUGUGAGGCUCUGCGUGUGAUGGGAAAACUGAUGAGAGAGUGCUGGUAUGCCAAUGCUGCUGCGCGACUGACUGCAAUGCGAGUCAARAAAACCGUGUCUCAACUGUCUGCAAUCAAAGACAUCAAAGACUAGUUUGGCUUGCUGCCCUGCAGAUCAUGACUGGUGCUGGCACUGGUGUCAUGAGAUAAACCUGGAAAAAGCAGAAAUCCACUUUUCAGGAGGAAAACACGUUUUGUUUUUGUUGCCAAAGGUUUGUAUAAGUGGGGCAUCGGUGGAAGGUUUCUGCAAAGACAUCUAGGCACCUGACUUUCCUUUUUAUAGAAAGAGCCAUGCGACAUAAGUGUGAUUUUUUUUUUUUUUUUUUUUUUUUGCUACCUCAACAUUUGAAGUGCCCAAAGCUUGAAGUUGCACAUUGUUGUUUGUACCGUUGUUUUUUUCUGUUUGUUUGUUUGUUUUUUUGCUAUCGGAGUGCUGCUGGGUUGUUAGAUUGCUUAGUGACAAUCUCCGGAAAUAUCAUCUCAUCUUAAGUGUUUACUGACACAUACGGAUUUUCCCUGAAAAUAUGAAGUGUUUUUGCACAGGUAGAACAUCUCUCUUGUACAGAUUUUGCCGAAGGUUCUGUGAAAGGGAACAUAGUCAUACUGUAUAUUUAGAUAACGUGAGUCUAUCUAAGCCUUUUCAGAAUGUAAACAGUCGACUAUAUAUGAGUAUUUAUUAUAGCUUGCUCAGGAUGGAGAUUUAUUUUUCAUUGGGAAAAUAUAUGUUUUGUGGGCAAAUAAAGCAUUAGAGUUCUGAUCCUGCAUACUGGAAUAUGUUUAGAGUGACUAACAUGAAGGCUACCAAAGAGCAGGUUGAAAAGAAUGAACCUGGAUUGGUAAAUUAGUAGAAAAUAAAGACGUCACAAGGUUCACUUAAUUCAGUCUAUAUGUAUAUAUAUACAUUUUAAAUAAAACAUGGCCUGUCUGUAUUGACUUUAUGAAUGGUUCUUUGGUCAAUAUGUAACAGUUUGUGCUAACUACUUAGCAUGUAAAAGGCUAACGUUGUGCUAUGUGAACAAAGUUAUUCUCUUGUCUGAGCUGUAUUCAUUAACGCUGCCCACAGAUAUUAACCAUUAUACAGCAUAAUUGUCCUAUUUUACUGUUUCAUAUUUCACUCUGUGGAAGAGGUUCAGUGAAGUCUGAUUAUUUAAUUGUAGCCUGCAAUUCAAAAUGUGUUCAAUAAGUGCUCUAGAAUUUCUAAAAUUAGGCCUUAAUCUUUCAAAAAUAUAUAUGUAAUGUGUAUUUUAGCAAUUCAUUUGUUGACUGUUUUAAGAAUUCAGUUUUAUGGAAAAGGGGGAACAUAUUAAUUUAUAUAUUUUUGUACAAGUCUAAGACAAGGUACGGCCAAUCAAAAGUGAUGCAUAAUAAUGGGGUUUAUAUAGACUUAAUAGGAUAAUUAGGAUAAUUGAUGUUGCCUACAAAGCCUAACCAGCAGAGAGGGAGAAGUUACAAGGAUUUGUUCACCGUUGUGCUUGUGUGAAUCAAUGUGUGUGUGUGCGCAAGAGUGCCUGUUUUAGUCUCUGGUUGUAAAUAUUUUUAUAUUGUAUGAAGAUAUCUAUCAUUGAAUUAUGAAAUUAUAAAACUGCACCUAUGGGGAAAAAACAUAUGCUUUCCUUUUGAUUCAUUUCGUACUUUAGGCCCUGUUUGUCUGCUCAGUUACAGAUGGCAUAUAAGCUCCUUUAUAGCAGGGAAAGUAUUGAACAUGUAGAAUUUUUUUUCACAACGAACACAUUUCUUUUUGGGCUGUUUGACAUGAAAUUUGCAUCAAAUGUUGGCAACAGCCCAAGUAAUCCGUAAAUACAAACAAAUAAAAACAUGUAAGACCAGAGAGUGGCAUAGACAAGAAGUAUUGAAGGUGCUUACUGAAAUUUGCUCAAUACUUGGUUCAAUAGCCAUGUUUGUGUGGAGACAUAGCAGCUUUUAUUGCUCAGGUGUGUGAUUGAUUUAUUCUUACACAUAAAAUGUCCUUAAAACUUGAAGGUUUUGGGAUCGCCAUGCACAUGAUCUUUAGAUCUUACAAUAGAUUUUCAGUUAGAUAAAGUUUUGUGAUUCUGUCCAUCUUUCAGCUUGCUUUUUUUUUUUUUUUCCUCUGAUAACAACUGGGAGUUUCCUUGGCUAUGUGGUUAGGACCAUUAUCAUUCUGAAAAAUCUGGCCUCGUUUCAGAUUGCUUUCUAAUAUGUUCAGUCAAAUCCUUCCUUCAGAUACAGUCUGCCAGUACAACAUGCAGCAAAAAGCCCCACACCAUCAUGUUCCCUUCUUCAAGCUUCAGUGUCUGUGUUUUUGGUUGGACAUUUAUUGCCAUAGCUCCACCAAAUGUAUGUAUUGACAUCCAAUGAGAUAAAUGUUGUUCUCAUUUGAUCUAACACGUUUCCUAAUUUUUCAAUAGCUUGUGCUAGUGUUCUGCUGCACAUUUUAAACAUAUUUAUGCAGCAUUGGAGGCUUGUGCAGUGAGGCCAUGCUGCUUAAAUGCAUUGCUUAUUCACAGAGGGAAAAAAACAGUUUCUGCCAUUUCCAGGCCUUUCUGAUGCUUUCUAUGAGCAGUUCUGACUCUCGGAAAACUUUUCUCAUCAUUUAGUUUAACACAUCUGUCAGACAGUACAUAUUCUGAGGACCAGGUCAAUGGUGCUCAAUUGAGUAUUCAGAAGUUUCAAAAUCUGCCUUUGACCAAAGCUGUCAGGAUGUUUUGCUACAAUAAUGUAGCAAUGGUCUGGAGUGAGUAGACCAUAAAGUGGGACUCAAAAAGCUGAUGUAAUUUGCUCUUAAAGGACCACUUUCUAAAUACUAAUGACAUUCAAUUAUAUGUUUGACUUUCAAUGGCUUUUUAUGUUGUUUUUUCCCCCCCAAAAUUUCAAUACUUGUUCCCUGAUUUAUUCCCCCAUAUCACACAUGAUUUAUAGCCUUAUUUGAUUAGAUUUUAUUGCAUUUUUGCAUGGAUUACUAGGCUGUUUCCAAUACAGUCCAUAUCUAUAGCACUAUUACAAUUACAUAAACUAAUCUACCCCUCUCAACAUUCCCAUACACACACACAAACAUUGACAUAUUAAACAUUCUUUUUCCCCACAAUAGCAGCUCAGUAUGAAUGAAUAAAAGUGUGCUGUAACAGCAUCCAACCAAUAUGGAAAAUAUGAAUUUAUCAUCCUUAAUUUUCUCAAAAUAGUUAAAUUCAGCUGUGUAAUCAUUUCACUUUCUUGCAAAAGAAAAAGUGAACACACUGACAUUCUUUCUCUGCUGAUUAAACAUUGAACCUUUAUAUGCUUGUGCUUUGAUUUUAUUUCACUGAGUUGUGUUGAUUUUAAGCCAAUUUUACCUAUUGUGUCAUAUAUAAAUAUGUAUCAGAUUGCAAAAGGGUGAAAGUAAAGCAUGUGAGGUAUUUUUUAUUCCAAAGACGACUGAUCAGUAUGUGCGAUUUCUGACUAGUGUGUUUACUGUGUAAGACAAACAAGUAGCUUCAUUCAUUUAGAUUCGGUCUUCAUUCAUGUUAAUCGGUUGUUACUCAUUUGUGAACUUUGUACACUCUAUUUUAUCAUUUCUUCCCAGCACUAUUUAUUCUGUAUAAAAUGAUAUCUGUGUGUGUAAAUAAACUACUUCAUGUUCCGACUGCGAUGCUCUCAUAUUGCAAAUGUUGUUUCUGAAAGCUCAGAUUGUGCAAAACUUUGCAAACUGCUGCAUGUGAGGCAAAAAAAAUAAAAAUUUCCCAGAGCAACUUA
Molecule: messenger RNA, 6801 nt
Organism: Poecilia reticulata (guppy)
Lineage: Eukaryota; Metazoa; Chordata; Actinopteri; Cyprinodontiformes; Poeciliidae
Source: RefSeq, a predicted model, not a curated record